UUAGGAGUUGGAUAUGGACAAGUGUUCGGUACGGCUAUUGUGUCCACGUACUAUGCCACUUUGAUGGCUCUUACUCUUCGUUAUUUGAUAGAGUCGUGUUAUCCGACGCUGCCCUGGAGUUAUUGUCGCGAAGAGUGGGGCGACGCCUGUAUCGAUUCGAAGCUCAAUAAAACAAACGUUUUCACAAAUGAAACUAAAGUGAAAAGCACAUCGGCGGAAUUUUAUUUCACAAAAGUAAUUUUGCGAGAAAAGGACUCCAUACAUGAUGGAAUAGGUUACCCAAGUUGGUCGUUAGCCCUGACACUAGCUGUUUCUUGGCUCGUGAUAGUCUCCAUACUUCUUAAAGGCAUUAAGAGCUCGGGCAAGGCAUCAUAUGUCCUUGCACUUUUUCCCUAUGUGGUUAUGUUUAUCCUACUCAUACGUUCAUUGACACUGCCAGGCGCUCUCAAUGGUGUUUUGUAUUUUCUGAAACCUCAGUGGGAUAAACUUCUAGACCCAAAGGUAUGGUAUGCAGCUGUUACUCAAGUAUUUUUUUCGCUUGCCAUUUGUUUUGGAAACAUAAUCAUGUACGCCUCGUACAACCGAUUCCGGCACAACAUAAAAAGGGACUGCACAAUUGUCACCACCUUAGACACGUUCACUUCGCUUCUCUCUGGUGUAAUCAUUUUCGGCAUCCUCGGAAACUUAGCUCACGAAUCAAAUACCUCUGAUAUACAAAAUGUUGUAAAGAGUAACACGGGACUCGCGUUCAUCUCGUAUCCAGACGCCAUAUCUAAAUUUGAGUUUCUACCACAAGUAUUUUCCGUGCUCUUCUUUUUGAUGUUGUUUGUACUGGGUAUCGGAAGCAAUGUGGGCAUGGCUUCGUGCGUUAUGACCGUAUUAAAAGAUCAAUUCACCAACACAAAACAAUGGAUUAUUGCUGUGGGCAUCGCUGUUGUAUGUUAUGGAAUCGGCCUUAUAUAUAUAACUCCAGGUGGUCAAUAUCUAUUGAACUUUAUGGACUUCUACGGGGCGUCGUUCGUAGCUUUAGUAUUGGCGAUAUUCGAACUGAUCGCUGUUGGCUGGAUAUAUGGCGUAAAAACCCUGUGUCAUGACGUUUACUUCAUGUUGGGUAUAAAAACUUCUCUCUAUUAUCGGAUUUGCUGGGGAUUAAUUACACCCGCCUUCAUGGCUGCAGUUCUGAUCUAUACGCUGGUGAACUAUACGCCCUUACAAUACAAUGGCUAUACCUAUCAGGAUGGAUUAUACAUUUUUGGUUGGUGCGUCUCAGGUUUCGGCUGUGGUCAACUACUUGUUUGGGCUAUAGGCGAAGUUUGCUACCGAACCAGUGGGACAAUGUGCGAGCGGAUAAAGGAGAGCUUUAAGCCCGAAGCCGAUUGGGGGCCAUUGGACCCUGCUACUUUGAAAGAGUAUCAGCUAUUCAAAACAGAAGAACGGACAAAUGAAAUGUUUAAAAAAACUGGAAUCUGCUACAAAAUAUACGAUAAUAUAUUUGGUUAG
Messenger RNA from Rhagoletis zephyria (snowberry fruit fly), 1500 nucleotides. RefSeq names its product sodium-dependent nutrient amino acid transporter 1-like. Gene Ontology annotation, biological process: amino acid import across plasma membrane; sodium ion transmembrane transport; nitrogen compound transport. Gene Ontology annotation, cellular component: plasma membrane. Lineage: Eukaryota; Metazoa; Arthropoda; Insecta; Diptera; Tephritidae. The record is from RefSeq and is a predicted model, not a curated record. Gene Ontology annotation, molecular function: L-amino acid transmembrane transporter activity; amino acid:sodium symporter activity.